This is a messenger RNA of Aspergillus viridinutans, 1617 nucleotides long. Its product is annotated as putative integral membrane protein. The record is from RefSeq and is a predicted model, not a curated record. The transcript has 9 exons. Bases 1 to 1617 code for a protein of 538 amino acids. NCBI's taxonomy places the organism in Eukaryota, Fungi, Ascomycota, Eurotiomycetes, Eurotiales, Aspergillaceae.
AUGGCAUUCGGAACAGCCCGCGGCCGGGAGGCCCUCUCUCUCAGCAUUGCAUUUACCACCUUGGCCACUGUUUUCACGUUUGUCCGAAUUUACACACGAGCAUUCCUUGUGAAGCAGAUGGGCGCUGACGAUUGGGCUAUUAUUGUGGCUCUGGCCUUUAGUUGGGCUUUUUUCGGUCUGUUUGUUGGAGAGGUCAAGUAUCUCAUGGGAGAGCACUAUGUGAAAAUCCCGCCAGACAUUCUUGUCAAACAAAUGAAGUGUUUCUGGGUAACGAUACCCUUGUAUCAAGCGAGCCUGCUUACUACGAAAGCCUCGAUUCUGCUACAAUACAAACGAGUUUUCUCGACACCGCGCAUGCGUUUCGCCUGUUGGUGGUUGAUUGGAUUUCUGGCCGUGUAUGGAUCAUGGGCAUUCAUCAGCGCCUGGGUCACUUGCGUACCUGUGUCCAAGUUUUGGUAUCCUGACAAGCCCGGGUAUUGUCUUAACAAGAAGGCCCUUUGGUUCUCCAACUCGGCAAUCCACAUUUUCACGGAUAUCCUGAUCCUGGUAUACCCCAUGCCAGUGCUCAAGAACCUGCAACUCCCCAGACGACAAAGGUACGCCCUUAUGGCCGUCUUUGCUCUGGGUUCAUUUGUCUUGAUAACGAGCAUUCUCCGACUGGAGAGUCUCCUGGUCAUUUCCAACUCGUCCGAUCCAACUUAUGAUAACCCAGGCGCUGCCAUGUGGUCCGCCAUCGAAUGCAACGUCGCCAUCAUCUGCGCCUGCCUCCCCGGCAUCCGCGCCCUCAUCUCCAAGCUCCUCCCCCGCUUCCUCCCCAGCUACAAGACCAGAAGCAACACCAGAAACAACACCCGCAACACCAGGACCCAACGCAGCCGCGUCACCCAGUUCUCCAACUUCCAUGAUUCUAUCACCGGCCGCCAGCCUGAUUUCCACAUGCAGUCGAUCAGCCACGGCCCGGAGGGCGGCGACGACAAGGCAAGCGGUUUCGAGGAAGGCGCUUCGAACAAGAUCAAAGUGACCACCAUUGUGUCACAGGAAUCCGUAUCGAAUGAUGCCUCGAGUCAACAAAUCCACGGCAUCCUCGAAGCAUGCAUCAGAUACCUGGUAGACCUCCCAGAAAAUAUCACCAACUCGGUUCAGGUCUUCCCCAAGCUGGCCGAGACACAGGCAGGUGCUAAAAGACAAGGUGAAGCGGUUCGCUUCGAGUUCGACGUCAAAAACACAAUGAAAGAUCGCAUCCGCGAGGGUAUUUCCCGCGAGGUUCAGUUGACAAUGAAUAUACGCCAUGAUAGCCCGGCCGACUUGAACGCGAGGAUGAAUGAACUUGCAAACUACUCUGCGAAUGCUCAGAGCGGGAUCAAAAUGAUCGUUGAGACGAAACUAGAUGAGAUUGGACGCGGGCUCGUCGAAAGGGUCACGGACCUUCAGACAGUUAUGUCUAGAGUUCCGAGUCUGAACGGUGAGGAACGCAACUCCAUCGAAGACGGUGUCCACGAAGUGCAGCAAGUUGUUAGCCAGAAGAUCGAAACGAGCCAUGAGAACAUACAUGGGUUGACUAUUAACGGCGGUGCUACCAAAAGGAGAAAGCGCAAGGCCGAUCUAGACUGGGAUUAG